This is a messenger RNA of Mycosarcoma maydis (corn smut), 2301 nucleotides long. RefSeq lists its product as uncharacterized. Gene Ontology annotation, molecular function: FMN binding; tRNA dihydrouridine synthase activity; flavin adenine dinucleotide binding. The record is from RefSeq and is a predicted model, not a curated record. Gene Ontology annotation, biological process: tRNA dihydrouridine synthesis. Gene Ontology annotation, cellular component: cytoplasm. Lineage: Eukaryota; Fungi; Basidiomycota; Ustilaginomycetes; Ustilaginales. The coding region runs from base 1 to 2301 and encodes 766 amino acids. The transcript has a single exon.
AUGCCUUCGGUCGCCGAAAUCCAUCAACUUUCUCCUAAUCACUCCAUGGACCCACCAGCCAAACGUCUCAAGAUGGACUCUGAUGCGCCUCGCAUCGACAUCGAGGCGGUAGCUGCCGACUCCACCUCAUAUCAAGACGUUGGUCCUCUUCCCACCACCUCCGAAACCGAGCGAGUCGACGACCUCGAUCCCAUCCCCGUCUGCACCUCUACUCUCGAGUACCGCAACGGUAUCUUCCUUGCCCCCAUGGUCCGCAUUGGUACACUCCCUACGCGUCUGCUCUCGCUCGAAUAUGGUGCCGACCUUGUCUGGGGACCCGAAAUCGUCGACCGCGCCAUCAUCGGCUGCGAACGCAAAGUCAAUCCUCACACCGGCGUCGUGGAAUACCUCAAGGAUCACAAACAAAUCUUCUCGUGCCAUCCCAUCGAACGUCCCUACCUUGUCUAUCAGCUCGGCUCCGCUGAUCCACAUCUUGCGUUCCAGGCGAUUAAAACGAUUACCCAGGCAGACGACGUCGCUGCCGUCGAUCUCAACUGCGGCUGCCCCAAACCUUUUUCCACGCACGCCGGCAUGGGUGCCAAUAUGCUCUCGACUCCCAUCCUGCUGUGCAACACACUCAAGGCGAUGCGUCGUGCUGCGCCAGCACAUGUUGCGGUCACGUGCAAAAUUCGGCUCUUGCCGACGCAAGAGAAAACUCUCGAGCUGGUUGACAAGAUUGUUCGCACGGGUGCGAUCGAAUGUCUCACCGUUCACUGCAGGACCAAGGAUAUGCGUCCACGCGAGCCAGCUCUCCUUCAUCGAUUGAGGGAAAUUGUUGAUCACGUCAACAGUGUCGCUACCGAGAUGGGAAGGACCAUCCCAGUGGUGUGCAACGGCGAUGUCUGGGAUGCGGCUACCGUCCCACGCAUCAAGGAGCUGACCGGCGUCACGUCGACCAUGAUCGCAAGAGGUGCAGAGGCGAACCCUUCUUGCUUCAGACCGCAGGGGAAUGUGAGCAUUCCGCAAGUGAUCGCGCCGAAGUGGGUAAAGUAUUCGAUCGCGCUCAAUAACCCAGUGGGAAAUACCAAGUACUGCAUGGCGCAGCUCGCUUUCAAGCCGGCUGAGGCGGGAAAUGCCAAGGGAAUGUCCAAGAAGCAACUCUCCGCGCUGCGUAUGGGCAUUUCGCACGCAAAGACGCACGAAGAACUAGCAGCUGUAUUUGGGAUCGAUGCAGAGCAAGUCAAGUCUCAGAGCGUCGAAAAGCAAAUACUGAAGGAUCUUAGAGAGGCAUUGGAAGAGAGAGUCAAGCGUCACGCCACAAGUCACAGCGGUUCCGGCUCCGAUGGUCAGCGAUUGGGCGCUGUCGUCAACAACGCUAGCAACUCUUUGGAUCAAUCAUCUGCGGGUGGACAGCAGAACAAUGACGGUCAUGCUUCCGGGCCUGAUCAGAACAAAGCCACAUCCAACUCACCCCAGCCCGAAUGGAAGCAGAUCCUCGCCGACGGAAUCGGUGACAACAUCAAGAACGAAAAGUCCAUCCUCUACUAUGCUUUUUCGACGGUGGAGCAGCCUAGCUCGGUUCACGACGCGGCCAAACCGCACGUUCGAUACGUUGUUCACCGAGGCUUCGUUAACGAGAAGCGCGACGGAGACGCCGAGGGGGGCGUUGCGUCGCAUAAUCCGGCGUUCGGUUCGAGUCCAUGCCUCAUGACCACUACCGACGUACGCACGCCCAAGGUGCAACAGCUGACUUCGCAGAGCAGUCUGCGCGCGCAUGGUCACGAUGGCAGUCGUUGUGGAGAAUGCGAGAUUUCGUGGUGGAUCGAAUCCACACAAAUGCAAUUCCGAAUCUCGGGCACCGUGCAUGUCUUGCCUACCCCCGGCCACCCGCUGCGAUCUUUGUUCCCGUUUGAACGCCUCUCUCCACCACGGGCGCCAGACGCGAUGGAUUCCGGCGAACCUUUCGAUUGGGACGCCGAGCGAACGCGAAUAUUCAACAAGCUCAAUGCAGGUCUGCUGGCGUCAUUCUGUCGACCCACACCAGGCAGUCCCCAUCCCAACGCUCACCGCUUGGACGCAGCUAAGCCCAAAGACGACACCAGCUCACCUUGGCCUCUGCAGCUUCCUCAACCGGGCAAGGAGGAGAACGAGGAGCAAAAGGAACAGCUCAAACAGAGCGAGAAAAAUUUCGCACUUGUUGUCGUCGAACCGUACAAGGUCGAUCUGGUCAACUUGGCCGAUGACACUAGGACAAUCUACGAGCUCGUCGAUGGCGAGUGUGCGGCUACAGGAAGAUGGACUAGUCGUCGUGUUGUACCCUAG